Messenger RNA from Trichoderma gamsii, 240 nucleotides. RefSeq lists its product as hypothetical. The transcript has a single exon. The record is from RefSeq and is a predicted model, not a curated record. The coding region runs from base 1 to 240 and encodes 79 amino acids. NCBI's taxonomy places the organism in Eukaryota, Fungi, Ascomycota, Sordariomycetes, Hypocreales, Hypocreaceae.
AUGAAUAGCCCCCAAUGGGAUUUAAGCCGCUACGACAGUUGCAUUGGUACGUACCAUCAGAAAGCUCGUUGGAUGGCUGGGUUCAUUAUCCCGGUGCUUGAAGCUCUCAAGACAAGGCGAAGUGAUUCAAACUUGUUAUUUCCAAAACACUUCUUCAUGGUACAAAGAGAAGAGGUGGCUAUUCUUGAGCGAGCGAAUGAACCGUAUACGCCCACGUUCAGUAACCGUCCUGGCCGCUGA